Penicillium canariense is the source of this 1248-nucleotide messenger RNA. RefSeq names its product phytanoyl-CoA dioxygenase family protein. The transcript has a single exon. Gene Ontology annotation, molecular function: phytanoyl-CoA dioxygenase activity. The record is from RefSeq and is a predicted model, not a curated record. Lineage: Eukaryota; Fungi; Ascomycota; Eurotiomycetes; Eurotiales; Aspergillaceae. Bases 1 to 1248 code for a protein of 415 amino acids. Gene Ontology annotation, biological process: fatty acid alpha-oxidation.
AUGAACGGGCAGGCGCCAAUUCCUGCACGGCUCUACCAUGAAUCUUCCAUCCAGCUCGAUGAGUUCCAACAAAUCUGCUCGCGCUCCGUCGACGCAUGGACAUACCCGCUCGCAUGCGCUGUCGGGCAGAAUGUCCCCAUCUACGACCUGGCCGCGCUGGAUGCGACGCACGUAACAGCGGAGACUCUCUCGCACCUCCAAGAUGAAUGGCACCACAUCUUACACAGCGGGCCCGGUGUUUUCGUCCUGCGCGGCAUGUACGCCCCCGCGCAGUACGGGCCCACCCUCUCCGCCACAAACGACGCCUUUGACCGCAUCAUCGCCCGCGAGCGCGCCUCCAACCACUCCAAAGGCGACCACUUCGCCGCCAGCGGCAGCAAUGACCGCAUUUGGAACGCUUUUUCCAAGCAUGGCCUCGAAGACCCAUCCUCCUUCGCCGACUACUACGCCAACCCCUGGCUAGCCACCGUCUGCAGCGCCUGGCUAGGCCCCGGCUACCGCGUCACCGCACAGGUCAACGCCGUGCACCCCGGGGGCGCCGCCCAGGAGGCACACCGCGACUACCAUCUCGGCUUCAUGGAAGCCGAUGCGUGCGCGGGUUUCCCCGCCGCCACGCAGCGCGCCUCGCAGUUCCUCACGCUGCAAGGCGCCGUCGCGCACACCGACAUGCCCGUGUCCUCGGGGCCCACGCGCUUCUUGCCUUUCAGCCAGACCUACCCGCCGGGGUAUAUGGCCUGGCGACGACCCGAGUUCCGCGCCUUCUUCCAGGCGCACUACGUCGCGCUGCCGUUGGCGCUCGGCGACGGGGUCUUCUUCAACCCGGCAUUGUUCCACGCGGCGGGCGCGAAUGUAAUGGACCGCGACGAUGGCGGCUUCCGGCGUGUCGCCAAUCUGCUGCAAGUUAGCAGUGCGUUUGGAAAGCCGAUGGAGUGCAUCGAUGCUAUUCCUCUUGUCGAUUGUUGCUGGGAUGCCCUCCUGGCCCGGUACCAGGCUGCCGGGAAGAAGGUCGCCGAUCGAGAUCUGGAUCCACGCCACUGGUCCCGCCCGGCGCGCGAGAUUAGGGCCUUGGUCCAAGCUCUUGCGGAGGGGUAUCCGUUUCCGACAAAUUUGGAUCGUAGGCCGCCUGCGCCGGGGGGUAUGGCGCCGGAGAGCGAGCAGGAUGUGUUGCUGCGAGGGUUGGCGGGGGGAUGGGGCAGGGCGGAGAUGGUGGCCACGCUGGAGCGGAUGCGGCAGGACUCCCGGGCGUGA